Cuscuta europaea is the source of this 1911-nucleotide messenger RNA. The record is from the annotation of a GenBank genome assembly. Lineage: Eukaryota; Viridiplantae; Streptophyta; Magnoliopsida; Solanales; Convolvulaceae.
GGGCAGAGUAAUGAGUAAUCAUAUAAAAGGUGUUGGCUUCUUGGUAACACUUGUCGGCUGCUCGCUCUCAUUGCACAGCUCACUCUCCCUCCCUCCUUCCAUAUCCCCAAUCCAUGUUUCCCCCUCUCUCUAUAUCUUCCCACUUCCUGGAAGUGCCGGAUUUAUUAGGGUUCAAGAUUCUGUGUUUUACGAUUAUUACCCCAUACAUACCUUUGCCCGAACCAGAUAAACCCACCUCUUCUCUUUUACUAAUUUUUUUCUUCGCCCCUAUGAAUCGUCGUCGUCUUCACACCGCCUGAUCGAGUACACACACCCCUGUACUCGGACAUCCUCAUUCUUCUGAUUCUGACACAAAUAUCUGUCGGGCGGGCGGGCGGUCCUUGUUUCUUCCGAAGAUGACGCGAAGUUCCUACACUUUCAAGUCUUAAAGGAGGGAUCUUUUUCUCUGUUUGGGUUGAUUUGCAGGAAUCGAUGGGGCUGUCGUGGAAGAAGGCUAAGAGGACCGCCAUAAUCUGCCAAAUGCUGAAAGAUCAAUUCAACCAACGCAAGAACGCCGCCGCCGCCUCGCCUCUGGUCGUCGAAACCGGCUUUCCCACUUCCCUUGUUGAUCUCAUCGUCAAUCAUCGCGACCGCUUCAAGAAGCCCUCUCCCUCUGCCCGCUUCAAUAACAAAAGCUCGCCGCCGCAGCCGAGUGCCGGUGAUCCAAUUUUAUUGCCUCUGCCACCGUCUCUGGCGCCUCCAUCGCCAUCUGAAACCCCAAUCGCUACAUCGGGAACCCGUGAAAACGAAGGUCUGGCCAUCGGCGGUCAAGAUGGAGAAGCCAAUUCCAACAAAGUGCUUUCGGGCGUUCUUUCAAUGUUCCUGUUGGUAGGUUUGGCUCUGGGAGCUAAGAAAUUCGCGGUCGGGAUCACAUUAUCGGCGUUCCUAUUAGUCAUACUCGAUUACUUGGCUAGAAACAUGUUUCAAUACGAGAUACCUGCAAUUUUUACGAAAUCGCGUGAGAAUUUGAGGUUGAUGAUGAUUGUCGCUCAUAGAUUUAUCAUCAGUAGAAGAGCCUCUAAACUAGAGGAAGAGGUUGCUGUUCUUGAUGACGGCGAUGAUGGGAUGAACGACCCAACGGAUGAAAUCCACGAAAUUGUUGAGGAUGAGGCAAAUAAAGAUCCAUCUUUGGAUGACAGAUGUGCUAUGGGUGACCUAAUUGAGGAAGAUCAUGGUGAGGGUCCCCAACCCAAGAGAGGAAAGUCUCGCAGGGCUAAAAUCCGAUCAAAAAUGAAGAAACUUUUCCCUUCGAAGAAGACGGCCCGAAAAGACUCAAAAUUGGAGAAGAAGAAUGUAACUGGAGAAGUUAAGCCGCCUCCAACGCGUCGUAAAGAGACUGAAUUGGAAUGCGAUGAUGAGGAGGCGAAAGAUGCCCCCUUUUCUCCUCAAGGUGUAGAAACAAGGGAGAGUAGUGGUUACCUGCUGCUGAUUCUUGUUAUGGUUGCUCUUGCUGGUGUGGUUAUGGGAGGCCGGAUUUAUGCUCUUUUCUUUACCUUGACAUGCUGCUUCCUGUCGAAACCAAUCGAAGCUAGAGCUACAAGGAGAGGUUUAAUUAAAGCUAAGAAGAUCUCUUAAUUAUAUUCCACAGAAAUGCUUAUCCUCCUCGACACUCACUAUACAACCAUUACAACGUAUGGUUUUACAGAUCUGUUACUGUAAGAAUAGUCCUUAACUUUGAUGGAUUUAACUUUGUUGGAUGGAAUAUUCAACCUUUGGUUGGUGAUUAUUCAACUGUGGUGGUAACUGUACCCUGACCUGUAUGUAAAUUUACAGAUACAAGCAGGCUUGACAUACUAUGCUAACAUUAUAUACACACUCAGUUCUUGAAUCAAAUUCUUCAUUGCUCAUGAAAAUGCCUCUUUCUGUAUUAUC